CACCCUCACCUCUCCUCUCCUAUAACUCCCCGCACCCCCACCCUCUUCUUUCUCAAUUCAUCUUCUCCUCCUUCUCCUUCUGUCCGUUUUUGUCCCUUCCCGGAGGCAUCUCUAGUUCUUUUUGCUGUCAUACUCCAUCACCAACCAUGGCUGACGAUGCUCCUAAGACUGCUGCUGCUCCUCCUCCUCAAGAGGCAUCUGCGCAGGUGCAAGAAGUGGUGCUUAAGGAUGUUCCUCAGCCUGAGAAACCUGUCGAUAAGGAUCCCCAAUCUGUUCCCGACGCCGAGCCAUUGAAGCCUGUUGAGGAGACUGCCGAAACUGACGUGUCUGCUAAGCCCGGAGGUGAAGGUGAGGACCAAAUGCCCGAUUCUGGUUCGUUUAAGGAGGAGAGCACCAGAGUUGCUGACCUUUCUGAUCACGAGAAGAAAGCCCUUCAAGAGUUCAAACAACUCGUCCAAGAUGCUCUUAACAAGCACGAAUUCUCUGCCCCUCCCGACCCACCUUCGCCUCCUAAGGAAGACAAGUCGGCGCCUGGUCCUCCUCUGAAGGACGAUGACAAGAAGACGGAAGAACCCGUUCAGGAAAAGCCUGCAGAAACUGCGGACCCCACUAAAACGGAGGACCAACAAGAAGACAAGGAGGAAGCCGCGUCGCAGGAGGUUGGAGAAUCCACGGUGGUCGUUGAGGCUGUUGAUGACAAAGCGGCAGCUCCUGCUGUCGAUGACGACGGAGCUAAAACCGUGGAAGCCAUUGAAGAGAGCGUGGUGGCGGUGUCUUCCGCUGUUCCGGCUGAGGAGACACAGGCAGCCAAAGAGUCUGAGGGCGCAGCCGUUCCUCCACCGGCGGAGGCAGAAACUAAGGAAACCAAUGACGAAACUCCUCCGCCACCUCCGCCGGAAGAAGUAUCCGUUUGGGGGAUACCUCUGCUUGUUGAUGAGAGGAGCGAUGUUAUUCUAUUGAAAUUCCUGCGAGCAAGGGAUUUCAAAGUGAAAGAUGCUUUCACCAUGAUCAAGAACACAAUUCUCUGGAGGAAAGAAUUCGGAAUCGACAAAUUGAUGGAAGAAAACUUGAGUGAUGAUUUGGAGAAGGCGGUAUUCAUGCAUGGGUUCGAUAAGGAAGGCCACCCCGUGUGUUACAAUGUCUAUGGGGAAUUCCAAAACAAGGAACUUUACAAGAAAGCGUUUUCCGAUGAGGGGAGGAGGCUCAACUUCCUGAGAUGGAGAAUUCAGUUUCUGGAAAGGAGUAUUCGCAAAUUGGAUUUCGCUCCUGGUGGUGUAUCCACCAUUGUGCAGAUUAAUGAUCUGAAGAAUUCUCCCGGACCUGGUAAGUGGGAACUUAGACAAGCCACCAAACAGGCCCUCCAUUUGCUUCAAGACAACUAUCCUGAAUUCGUAGCCAAACAGAUAUUCAUCAAUGUGCCAUGGUGGUAUCUGGCAGUGAACAGGAUGAUAAGCCCUUUUCUCACUCAGAGAACCAAGAGCAAGUUUGUAUUUGCAGGGCCUUCCAAAUCUGCAGAGACCCUUUUGAGAUACAUAGCUCCAGAGCAGCUUCCCGUGAAGUAUGGAGGACUAAGCAAAGAUGGAGAAUUCGGCAAUACUGAUGCUGUCACUGAAGUUACGGUUAGGCCAGCAGCAAAGCAUACCGUAGAAUUUCCGGUCAAUGAGAAAUGCCUUCUGUCUUGGGAGCUGAGAGUGAUAGGUUGGGAUGUAAGCUAUGGAGCAGAGUUCGUGCCAAGUGCUGAAGGAAGCUAUACAGUGAUUAUUCAGAAGGCUAGAAAAGUGGCUUCAUCAGAAGAACCAGUGCUUUGCAAUAGUUUUGAGAUUGGUGAGCCUGGGAAAGUGGUUCUCACCAUUGACAAUGCAAGCUCCAAGAAGAAGAAACUCUUGUACCGCUUGAAAACCAAGUCUUCUGCUUAAACAUGAAUUUUGACGAAUAGGAGGAUGGGCUUUUCUUGUGAAAUUGUUAUGGGGUAUUAUAUGGGAUAUAUAUGUAUACUCUGUGUUUUUUUAAUUAUUAUUUAUUAUUAUUGUUUUCGUUAUUGUCAAAUAUCAAAUUUCUUUUUCAUAUUGGAGGUGGACGGGCGAUCUUUGUUUUUUAUGUGUAAAUGGACAGAAAUUUGUGGUGGGUCUUUUUUUCC
Neltuma alba is the source of this 2137-nucleotide messenger RNA. RefSeq names its product patellin-3. Gene Ontology annotation, molecular function: lipid binding. Lineage: Eukaryota; Viridiplantae; Streptophyta; Magnoliopsida; Fabales; Fabaceae. The record is from RefSeq and is a predicted model, not a curated record. The coding region runs from base 147 to 1916 and encodes 589 amino acids. The transcript has 4 exons.